AUGCCGCGGCAUGCAUGGAGCCUCGCCCAAGACUCCCGUUCGAACGUGAACGUACUCCGAGUCGCUUCAGUCAUGGCGUCGAACGGGAUUCAUGCCAGUGCUCGUGCAAUGUUCUGCUCUUUCACUGCGAUAAAGUGGCAAGGGACGCACGUACACCGAUUACAACAACAGCGAUGCCGCCUCUUCCGAUUGCAUGCGGAGCAGACGCCCGCUCUUGUCAGGAAGCAGCGUUCACACAAUCGUGUGGAGCAAGCGCUACCACUACCCACGCGCGACUUGGCACAGCUCUUUGCAUACGGAUGCGUGGGCGUUCCCGCGGUUGCCCAUGCAUCGGUGACGACAACAGCAGAGGUGGCGAACACCACCGCGCCUCGGAUCGUCGGCGGUCUGACGUUCCUGCUGACGCUGGUAGGGUUCGUCAGGUUCAUGGUAGCGAGUGGGCGCCCGCGCAUCGAACAAACCAACUAUACCUUUAUUGACACAAAGGAGAGUGAUAUUGUAACCAUCGAGAAACUGGUAGGUGACUACCUUACUGCGCGGAAGUACGUGCCGCGCGAGCGAGAGGCCUCCCGGGUACUCGUCUUUCGCGGACGCACGCAACCGAGUGUCGCGAUCGGGGCGUUUCUCGUUUUCUGCGCAGCAGGCGGGUUGUACGGGUUCGCCUUGGCUGCCAAGGUUCUGCUUCCUGGUAACAGCGACUGGUGGUAUGCGCUAAUACUGCUGUCGCCGCUGAUGUGGUUCUACUAUUGGAACACAAACCAACGGGAGGAGGAGUUCCGUUUUCGAGUCGAUCCUGUGUCGUCGGACUCGAAAGCGAUCCUGUACGUCAAGGGUCCGCGAGAUGAAAUCGAGGCGAUGGAGUCUGAACUGAAGCUGGUGCGAAAUCGACCCGAGGAGUAA
This is a messenger RNA of Cyanidioschyzon merolae strain 10D, 900 nucleotides long. RefSeq lists its product as hypothetical. Bases 1 to 900 code for a protein of 299 amino acids. NCBI's taxonomy places the organism in Eukaryota, Rhodophyta, Bangiophyceae, Cyanidiales, Cyanidiaceae. The transcript has a single exon. The record is from RefSeq and is a predicted model, not a curated record.